AUGCAAUUCAUAAAUAAUAGCUUGGCAAAUCUUAUAAAAAAUUUGGGUACCAACUAUCCUAUUACAAGUCAGCACUUUAAAGACUAUUUUUUAGAUCAAAUUUCACUAGCAAGUUGUAAAAGAGUUUAUUCUUAUAAGUAUAUCAAUUUACAGAAUAGAUUUUUAGAGACUGGGCUUUUUCCUAUUCAUGAGUUUCAUAGUAUUUUUAAAGACAAAAUUUCACAAGAUAACUAUCAUUAUGCCCAAAAAGUAUGGAAAACUUUUAGUUGUAAGACUCUAGAAGAGUAUCAUAAUCUCUAUCUUAAGAUUGAUGUACUUAGUUUUGCAGAUAUUUGGACUCAAUUCCAAAUAACAUGUAUGCAGUAUUAUGAGCUUGAUUCUAGCCAUUAUGUUUUAGUACCUGCACUAGCUUGGGAUGCUAUAUUUAAAAUAAUAGAAGUUAAAAUCGAGCUCUUUACAGAUAUGUCUAUGCAUGAUUUUAUAGAAGAUACUAAACAUGAAAGUAUAGUUAUAGCUAGUUAUCGAUAUUUUAAAGCUAAUAAUCCCAAAAUGAAUAAGGCCUUUAACCCAUCAAAACCAACAACAUGA
Molecule: messenger RNA, 588 nt
Organism: Cetraspora pellucida
Lineage: Eukaryota; Fungi; Glomeromycota; Glomeromycetes; Diversisporales; Gigasporaceae
Source: the annotation of a GenBank genome assembly